AUGCUUCGGCGGUGUAAUGUUAGCGGCGCCAUAAAGAAGCUCCCGGGGGGGCUUCUCAACCUCCCGUUACGAAUUCUCUCCUUCCCCGCCGCGCGCGCUCUUCUCGUUUGCGGAUUCAUUUGGCUGCUCGGCUUCAGCUACGGCCGACUCUUUCUCUGGCGCGACCCGCAUAGCGCCUACUUCCGCUCCGAGGGCGUCUACGAUCUCCAAUACUCGGCCGCCCGCCAGGGAGAAGCCCGCGAAUUCAUCUCUCAGGUCACCGCCGAGACCAAAGGCGAUGGCGCGAAACCACAACCCAAAGCGGGUCCCACUCCCGCCAUGUGCGCCGCCUUCGUGACCGUCCGCCGCGAUGGCGACGUCGCGCGCAUGUACAUGGCCGACGCCGUGGGAUCCAUGCUGUCUGGCCUCGACCCGCGCGAGCGCGCCGCAUUGAGCGUCAAGCUGCUGUUCGCCAACACCGAGCCCGCACGGCACCCCGACUGGAACGCCCCGUGGGUUAAGGCCCUAGUCGACGACGCGGAUGGGUAUCGGGGCCUCGGCAAGCUGGAGACCGCGGGGCUGCGCCAGGCCGAGGAGGACCGCGACAUGCCGCUCAAGGGCGUCUUCGACUACCUGUACAUCAUCGAGCGCUGCCUGGAAGAGACCAACGCGCCCUUCAUCGCCGUCUUCGAAGACGAUGUAGUCUUCUCCGGUGAUUGGAUGGCCCGCACCAUGCGCGGCCUGCAGUACCUGGUGCGCGAUCACAAGAAGGCCGAGGGCGACAAGGACUGGUUGUACCUGCGCCUGUUCUACACUGAGACCCAUCUCGGCUGGUCCGCCGAGCGGGACUGGUGGUACAACCACCUACCCCUAACACUCCUGAUGGCCGCGGGCGGGUCGGGGACCCUGCUCCUGCUGUUGCGGCUUUGUGGUUGCGGCGGCCGGCUGCGGCUCGACUGGGUCACCAUCGCCGUGGUCUCGCUGCUCGUGGCGCCGGGCUUCACGGUGCUGGCCUUCAUGGCCGGCAAGCACAACCUUCCGCUGCCGGGCUUCAGUCUCCACCACAACGUCCCCUUCGGCCCCUCUGAUUCCGCCCUGGCCGCCGGCGUCUCGGCCAUGGACAAGAACGCCUGCUGCACACAGGCACUCGUCUUCAACCGGGAAACACUACCGGACCUGAUCAAGAACCUGCGCAAGCGGGAGCGGGGCCAGACGGAUACCAUGAUCGAGCAGUAUUGCGACGCGACCGGGUUGAAGCGGUUCGCGUUGCGCGAGCAGGCCGUGCAGCAUGUUGGCUUGGUCAGUAGCCGGGGUAUGGCGGCGAAGCACACGAAAAGCGUAUGGGCAUUUUGGUUCGAGGCGAACAAGCCAGAGGCGGUGGAGAAGACCCACCGGAAGGUGGUUGAGGAGGUGGACUGGGCCAUGUUCGAUAAGAUGGCUGCCGGCCCGUAG
Messenger RNA from Chaetomium fimeti, 1431 nucleotides. RefSeq lists its product as uncharacterized. Lineage: Eukaryota; Fungi; Ascomycota; Sordariomycetes; Sordariales; Chaetomiaceae. Gene Ontology annotation, cellular component: Golgi membrane. The record is from RefSeq and is a predicted model, not a curated record. The transcript has a single exon. Bases 1 to 1431 code for a protein of 476 amino acids. Gene Ontology annotation, biological process: GPI anchor biosynthetic process. Gene Ontology annotation, molecular function: glycosyltransferase activity.